CAUCUGCAUCCAUCCGCCAGGCUCAGGCUCAGGCUCAUCCCAAGACCCAAGACACAAGACACAAGAUGUCGGUCCUCGGAAAACGCAGCGUAGUACUCGCUGCGCGCGACCUCAACCUCCUCUCCUUCUCCGCCCCGCUCACACUCACACUCACACACUCUCUGCGGUCUCGUGCGCGGCCAUUCUCCGUCUUCAACCGGCCUCCGCCAAACUAUCCCGGCCAUGUGCCGCUGAACUUCGUCGAACGGGGCGCUCUGGCCGUGGGGUCAGCGGUCGGGGCGCUCCUGAACCCCCGACGAGCAGACCUGAUCGCCGCGUGCGGCGAAGCCACCGCAACACCAUACUUCAUCUACCGGCUGCGCGACGCGAUGCUCUCGGACCCAACAGGCCGCCAAAUCCUGCGCGACCGACCGCGCAUCACCUCCGAAUCCCUACAACUACCCUACCUGCGCACCCUGCCCCCCAACACCGUCGGGCGAACGUACGCGACCUGGCUCGACCGCGAAGGCGUAUCGCCCGACACGCGCGACAACGUGCAGUACAUCGACGACCCGGAGUGCGCGUACGUCAUGCAGCGGUACCGCGAGUGUCACGAUUUCUAUCACGCGGUCACCGGCCUGCCGAUAUUCGUGGAGGGGGAGCUGGCGCUCAAGGCGUUUGAGUUCCUGAAUACCCUGAUUCCCAUGACGGGGUUGAGUCUUUUUGCGUCGGUGCGGCUGAAGCCCGCGGAGAGGGAACGGCUGUUCAAGAUCUAUUUGCCGUGGGCGGUGCGCAGUGGCUUGAAGAGUAAGGAGCUGAUUAAUGUUUAUUGGGAGAAGGUGCUCGAGAUGGAUGUGGAUGUGUUGAGGGGGGAGUUGGGCAUUGAGAGGCCGCCUGAUAUGAGGGAGAUUAGGCGCUUGAUCAGGGAGCAGAAGAAGAGGGAGAGGGAGUUGCUGGAGAGACAGGGGGCGUAGGUAGCCUGUGUCUUGUUUGGGAGGGGAGGGGAUGAUGGAUCUGGGGUCUUAAUUAGAUGUAUUAUAUUUGCGUGCGGGUGGCGGGGGUUGCCACUGGACUACCUAAAUAAAGAUAUU
Molecule: messenger RNA, 1070 nt
Organism: Aspergillus heteromorphus CBS 117.55
Lineage: Eukaryota; Fungi; Ascomycota; Eurotiomycetes; Eurotiales; Aspergillaceae
Gene: coq4
Product: ubiquinone biosynthesis protein COQ4
Exons: 2
Coding region: 66-953 (295 amino acids)
Biological process (GO): ubiquinone biosynthetic process
Cellular component (GO): mitochondrial inner membrane; mitochondrion
Source: RefSeq, a predicted model, not a curated record